AUGGCAGAAGAAGAAGAAAAUGUGAUCACUCCUCCAUCUAAAAAGGCAAAACCACUUCCGAAAAAAGUCAAAAUCCCUCAAAAAUUUCGUGAAGCCUGGUUGAAUAUGCCAGAGUUUCAGUCGUGGCUUCAGAAGCAUUCGAGUGGCGAAUUCAAGGCUAAAUGCAGACUGUGCUCGAAAGAAUUAACUGCUGAUAUAUCUGUGUUGAAGUAUCAUCUACAGUCUUCCAAACACAAGGACAAUUGCAAUUCCAUCAAAUCAAUCAAUCCUAUGACUUCAUUUUUCACUCGAGGUCAUGAUAUUCCUUCACAGUUGGAUGAAGCUGUUAAAGUUGCAGAAACAGGCCUCGUAGGAUAUCCGACGGAACACCAUAUGCCAUUUAGUGCACUGGAUCAUUUGACAGACCUCAUGAAAAAUUUGAUUACGGAUUCAAAAAUCGUUCAAAACAUGAACCUCAAACGCACGAAAGGACGAGCAAUUGCCCUGAAUGUUAUUAGUGUAUCAGCUAAAAAUAAACUGGGAGAUAAAUUGAAAGCAACUAAAUUUAGUGUACUCAGCGAUGAAUCUACUGAUAUCUCAACUAAGAAAUGUAGCUGCAUUAUGGUUCGAUUUUACGACGAUGAGACAGGGCGUAUAGCUACAAAGUUUUGGAGUAUAUGUGAUGUUUUGGUACCAGGUAAAGUGACAUCUGUUUCUGCUGAACGACUCUAUGAGUGCAGUAUGUUGAGUUUCGUCGAGCAACAAAUACCCAAAGCAAAUAUCAUAGGAUUUGGGUCGGAUGGCUGCAGUGUAAUGAUGGGCAAGAACAAUUCUGUUGCAUCGCGCCUGAAAACUGAUCUACCGGGGAUAACUAUCUCAAAAUGCUUGUGUCAUUCAUUGCAUAUUUGUGCAAGCACUGUUUGUGAGGAACUGCCACGAACAGCAGAGAAUUUGGCACGCAAUAUCAACUAUUAUUUCACCUCCAGUUGUAAACGUCAGUCUGAAUUCGGUGAAUUCCAGAUAUUCUGCGAGACAGAGAUUCAUAAGUUGCUGUAUCCCUCCCAGACCCGGUGGCUGUCAUUGGUUGCAGUAGUUCAAAGGUUGUUGGAUCAGUGGCCAGCACUUCAGCUGUAA
This is a messenger RNA of Diachasma alloeum, 1113 nucleotides long. RefSeq lists its product as uncharacterized. The transcript has a single exon. Lineage: Eukaryota; Metazoa; Arthropoda; Insecta; Hymenoptera; Braconidae. The record is from RefSeq and is a predicted model, not a curated record. Gene Ontology annotation, molecular function: DNA binding. Bases 1 to 1113 code for a protein of 370 amino acids.